Messenger RNA from Pyrus x bretschneideri (Chinese white pear), 1409 nucleotides. RefSeq lists its product as uncharacterized. The transcript has 8 exons. The coding region runs from base 1 to 1128 and encodes 375 amino acids. Lineage: Eukaryota; Viridiplantae; Streptophyta; Magnoliopsida; Rosales; Rosaceae. The record is from RefSeq and is a predicted model, not a curated record.
AUGGCGGACAGGCGACGUCGUGGAGUUAGAAUUGGAACUGAAUCUCCAGCAUCACAUUCAUAUAUUGCUUCCAACAUUACAACAGAAAAUUCCACAACGAAUCCUCCAGUUCAACGUCCACGACAACCUGUUAAUGCCGGGCGCAUGCCUCGUCCUUUUAAUAAUCAGUACAUUCUUACUACUUUUGUUGAUGGUCGCCUUGGCUACGCAUUACCCUUCAAUAACGGAUGCGUACGCGCACCUCAAGGACGUGUAUUGCCAGCAUGGGCAAACCCAGGUAGGACAGAACAAUAUCCUGUCAAUUUGGUUUCUGCUGAAACAACAACUGAACAGUCUACCAAUUCUGUCGUUAUUAUUGAAGAACCACGCACUUAUCAAGCACAAAUUCGUCCUAGAGGUCUGUCUGUCCCACAGUUGAGCUCACGAAAUAUGCAGAAUGAAAGAUGCCAGAAGCAUCUUCUACUUUUUCUUUUCCUCUUCGUUUUUCUCUCAGUCGUUCCGUUUCUCUUUAGUUUUCCCGUCUGUUUUUUGAUUUCGGUUCCAAUCGGAUCUUCUCGAAGGUGUUUGGCGUUUUUUCCCCUGUUUUGCACAAACGCAUCGCUCCCGUUCAGGAAACAUUGUUCUUCAAGUUUUAGGGUUUUAUUCUUCCUAGCUUUUUCUGGGUCAGUGUGCUGGUCAAAAUACCAAACUUUCCAGAAAUUACAUUUGAAGCCUGCGAAGACCUUUGUGUUUAAGCUGAAGUGGCUAAAGCUAAGAAAGAACAAUUGUGGGUUAAAAUCUUCAUAUUUGAAAGUUGGAUAUCAGCCUUUGAAAGGCUUUGUGAACGUGUUCUCGCGUGUGCAGCAGACCUUCAUAGCAAUUUGGGGAAAUUUUGGCUUUGUCAUCACAUCACUCUUGAUACUCUGUGUGGCCAUCAAAGGGUUUACAAACAACCACACGAUUAUUGAAAACGGCCUUUUGUCUAAGGAAAAUGAAGGAAGAUAUAUAUAUCAGCAGCAAGGGUGUGGAAGCUCACACGCUCAGAUUUCAACGCGUUUCGAAGGUGGAAAUGACAAGAAUGUGCAGUGUGGACCUCCAAUUUCUAGUGCUAUGAUGCAUGAGGACUGCCAAAGUGAGAAUACUGGUUAGUUGUCAUCAAGCAGCCCUUGUAGAUGUGUAUUUUGUUUAUAUAUUGCUAGUUUAACCAUUAGUACGUUUGACUUGGGGAUACAAGCUUGGAUAUGUUAUAUUUUGUUGUAUAUAGAGAAUCCCGGGUAUGUCCAGCAUAGGAUAACAUGUAUUUUUUGGUUUAACAUUUGGAUGGGUUGUAUUGUUAGGUUGCAUGAAUCGGUCUUAGCCGAGAACAUGGGUUAUGUAAUAUAUUAACUUCACUAUUUUAGUGCUAAUGUUGAUUUAUGUUUAGUUUGUAA